UCCGACAGAAGGCGGAGAAGUCAGAUCUGGCGGCAAAACCGGCAAAACUUCUUGGCGGUGUUGGUGUUCUGCUUGUCCGGUUUUGUCUACUCUUGUUAUUGUAUGCUGUUGAGAGGAAACUGACAUCAUGCUGGGGAAGAGAAGGGGAGAGAGCCACGUGAACGACUCCCUCCAGGUGUCUUCACUGUCAGACCUUUCUCCAAGUAAAAAGCCACGAGAUUCGCUGUCUCAGGGCAGUCAGUCGGAAGACACAACUGGCAUAGGAAUAAUCGAGUCAAUCAAGCUCAAGAACUUCAUGUGUCAUUCGAAGCUAGACUUCCAAUUUGCGGAUCGAGUGAACUUCAUUGUUGGUAGGAACGGAAGCGGCAAAAGUGCUAUCUUGACUGCGCUUAUUGUUGGCCUCGGUGGCAAAGCAGCCAGUGCAUGCCGAGGGACAAGCGUCAAAGGUCUCGUCGAAACUGGAACGCGGUCUGCAGAGGUGACAGUGCAGUUGAGUAACAAAGGACCCGAUGCAUAUCGACCGGGUGUCUAUGGCGGUUCAAUUAUUGUGCAACGACGCCUGAGUCACGACGGAUCUUCCAGCUAUAAGAUAAAGGCAGCAAAUGGCACCGUUGUCUCUUCAAAACGUGAAGAGCUACUCUCUAUCUUGGACCACUUCAAUGUGCAGAUUGACAACCCUGUGAUGGUCCUGAAUCAGGAGACCAGCAGAAACUUCCUGCAGAGCAAGAGCCCAGGGGACAAGUAUCGUUUUUUCAUGAAGGCUACACAGCUGGAGAAGCUGAAGGCAGAUUAUCACAGGAUUGAAGAGGAAUGCAUUGAAACAGAGAUUGAAGUAGUCCGAAAAGAAAAGCUGCUUCCAGAGGUGGAGCGCGAAGUGAGACGUUGCGAGAAGCUGUGGCGUCGUCUGCAGAGCAUGGAUAAUCAGCGGCAGAAGCUGGAACACCUGCAGAAGGAACUUCUCUGGGCCAAAGUAGCACAAGAAGAGCAGGUUCUUCAAGAGAAGGACAACGUAUGCCGCAAGGAAGCCCACAACUUGGAGAAGCUGAAGGAAAAGAUAGAAAAGAUGGAGGGCAGGGUGACAUCUCAAGUCGACGCACAGCAAGCACUGCAGCAAGAAUUGAAUGAGACAAUGAAACAGAUAAAAGAUACACAACCAGAGUCUUCAGCCUCUCGAAAGCAGUUUUUGGCAGCCAAAGAAAAAUUGAAAGAAUGCGAGGCCGGGAUUCAAAGAAUAGAACGAGAGGUCCACCAAAAGAAGAAAGAAACCACUAUUUUGAAAGACAGGAUCGAAGAACUCAGAUCAGUCGACCACAACCGAGCUACCCAGGAGAAAGAGAGACGUGAGAAACAGCUUGGUGAAAUAGAAGAAAGGAUGGGAGAAUUGCGCUCGGAGCUGAACACAGUGGAACACCACCUCAAGCAAGUGAAAGGAUCUGAAAGUGCAGGAGCUCAAAGGCUUCACAUGAUUCGAAGUGAACUGGGUGAGCUGAAGGAGCGCAGAGCAGCCACCCUGGGCAGCAUCCGCAACCUACAAGCGAGCAAGAGCAACAACCUGCAAAGGUAUGGGGCCAGUAUGCCGAGGCUUCUGCAGGCCAUAGAAAAUGCCAUGCGAGCCAGAAAAUUUAGGAAACCUCCCAAAGGACCCUUGGGGUCGCUGCUGAAGCUAAAGGAUUCUCAGUGGGAUCUGGCAACAGAAUCGUGUCUUCGGGGUGUCCUUCUUGCUUUUCUCUGUGACAACGACCAGGACGCAAGAACCUUACGCUCAGUUAUGGGACAGGUGAUGGGAAAUGAAAGGAAGCCAUCCAUCAUUGUUAGUUCAUACAUGGGAAAGAUUUACAACUACGAACGUGAAGCAUUGCGCUCAAAUAGGUACAUCAGUGUGCUGGAAAACCUGGAUAUUGAAGAUCCAGAUGUGGUCAACUGCCUCAUUGACCAGCGUUCGAUUGAAAAAAUUGCGCUGAUACCGACGAACCACGAAGCCCGUAGCUCUCUGAUGCACAUUGACACCGUGCCCAGAAAUUGCUGGGAGGCUUUCACUGCUCAGGGAGACCAGUUGUAUCCAGCUCCUAGUUUCAGAUACUACUCUUCUGCAAAGAAUCGGGCCGAGCUCCUGAAAGUGGGCGUCGACGAUCAGAUCAGAGAGAAGUCUGCAGAACUAGAAGAGAUCGAGAAGCGAUCAAAUGAAUUAGAGUCAAUGUUGAGGACACUCCAACAGGACCUCACUCAACAUCGCAAUGAGUCGUGCACAAUAACGAAACAACUGGAGAGACUGCGGCGGGAGGACAUGGAACUGCGGUCUCGUGCUGAUGAGUUGCGGAGGGUUGAAGAUCCUGAACCGACGAACAUCGCCACCUUGGAAGAUGCACUAGCGGAAUUGGAGAACGAAAUGCAAACAUUGCAGUCCCAGAGAAGCGAUGCACAGAAAACGUUUUCUGAGCUCCGCGCCAUGUGCAAAGCGGCUUCUGAUGAAGUACGCAAGAAAGAAGAAGCAAGGAAACAGCUACUAGCAAGUGCGGAGACAACAAAGGAAAAGCUAAUUCAGGCUGAUUCAGAACUGCAAAAGGUCAAAGGCAUGAAUGCUUCACAUAGAGAUCAAAUCUCUAUGGUGGAGAGACGAUGUGCAGACGCUGAACAAGAGAGGAAGAUUUACGAGAGGAAUGUUGAGAAACUGAGUCGUGAGGCAGUUGCGGUGGCUCCGGAAAGGAUUUCGACACGCAGAACCGUGACAACCAUAACGAAUGAAAUUGAAGCCAUUAAAGAGCAGUUGGAGGAAGAAGCUUCAAGAACAGAAAGCAGAGAAACAGUGGAGAGCCGAUACGCACAGGCGAAAGAAAGAUACAACGACAUGAAAGCUAAUGUUGGGCAGCUCAGAGAGUUUGUCAAGAGACUACAGGAUAGCUUGAAGGAACGUCAUGAGAAGUACUGCGCACUGUGCGAAAAGACAGUGCUGAGGCUGCGGCUCAUCUUCUCCUCAACGCUGCUACAACAGAAUUUCACUGGCCGCCUUGAGUUCAACCACGAAAAGCAACAGCUGCACAUUCAGGUGAAGCCCAGUGAACAGAACAGUCAGCUGCAGCAGGACCUGAAGGCACUGUCUGGUGGGGAACGUUCCUUCUCCACUGUAUGCUUUGUGCUGGCCCUGUGGGACACCAUGGAGUGCCCAUUUAGAGUCAUGGAUGAGUUUGACAUCUUCAUGGACAUGGGCAAACGACGCGUAAGCCUGGAGAUGAUACUGGAAAUGACGAGAUGCAAAGAACAAAGCCAGUUUGUUUUCCUGACACCCAUAGAACUUCCUGCCAUUUCAGCGUUCAGCACUGUCAACAUUAUGAUGAUGCCUGAGCCUCGUAGGUCGAACGGUGUCGUCAGAGAGCAUGCUCAAAUGCAAGCGGUUGAAGAUGCAGAGAGUUAAUGACCAAAGCACAAAACACUCAGUAGCUGUAGGUUGUGAAUAUAGAGCAAGAGUAACAAAAUACUACUUAACUUGAUGCAUGUUGUCAUCUCACGCGCAAUCUCAAUGCUUAUGAACAAAGAACAGCAGGAGACAACUCUUAGCUUCUUUCGAUACGUCUAAGUCAAUGCAUUUGUGUUUCAGCAAAUAUUUUAGUGACAUUUAAUUAUAGUAUUUCUCUACAUUUAUAAUCGCUGGCAAGUGCUGCCGGAAGGCCUAGGAAUACUAGGCGAAAGGAAUACUUUUAUUGUUGUUGUCUUACAUGUAAUGUAAAAGCAACUUGCAUGCAUUUGAGACAAUAUAUCUGUGACAGUGUUUUAAUUUUUUGUGCUUCACUGCAACCUUGUUUAUAAUGGAAGUAGAUGCCAUCCUCUAUAAUUAUACCGGUUGAUUAAAGGUAUUUUGUGUGUGCA
Messenger RNA from Ornithodoros turicata, 3861 nucleotides. RefSeq names its product structural maintenance of chromosomes protein 6-like. The coding region runs from base 128 to 3409 and encodes 1093 amino acids. Gene Ontology annotation, biological process: double-strand break repair via homologous recombination. Gene Ontology annotation, molecular function: single-stranded DNA binding; damaged DNA binding. NCBI's taxonomy places the organism in Eukaryota, Metazoa, Arthropoda, Arachnida, Ixodida, Argasidae. Gene Ontology annotation, cellular component: nucleus; site of double-strand break; Smc5-Smc6 complex. The transcript has 24 exons. The record is from RefSeq and is a predicted model, not a curated record.